Messenger RNA from Rhipicephalus microplus (southern cattle tick), 948 nucleotides. RefSeq lists its product as uncharacterized. NCBI's taxonomy places the organism in Eukaryota, Metazoa, Arthropoda, Arachnida, Ixodida, Ixodidae. The record is from RefSeq and is a predicted model, not a curated record.
AGUCGGGCACAAAAAGUAACCUUGAUCUGUUGUAACAGAUGUUCCACGGCAAGGAAAAUCAAAUACCGGCCGCCACAGUCGAAGUCGUACACAAUGGUUGGAAAUGGUGCUUCCAUGCACCUUGGCUUACUCACCGAUUGUAUAGCACGGGCAGGAAUGGAGGCAGCGGCUGUGUCCACACCAAUGGUCAGCGGAGACGUCGACAACACCGCGAACUCACUGGCCAGCGUAACCGAGUUCGUAGCGGAUGGUUAGGCCAGAGAAGGCUCGUCUCAUUCGAACACGGGUCUGCGUCGAGAGCACGGACGAGUAGCAUGCAACGCGUAGUGACGUUUCUAUGGGCACUCCCGCUGUUGGUCGCUGCUUGCGCAGCGCAGAGCCUGGUUUCUAUGGAGGCAUGUUCUCGAGGAAAUGGCGCUCCUGGAUUCCAGAACUUCACCAUCUCUCCUUGUGACAGUGAGCCCUGUGUGAUCACGAGAGGGGAAACCUACAACGUCACCUUCUUCGCACAAGCUACCGCCGACGCGAGUGUCGUCAUGCUAAGCACCAGCGUCCACCAGCAGUCCAACGCCACGCUGGUCCAGAUUGGACAGACGGUCAGCUGCCAUUUCCGGGACUUCCCCUGCAACGUGACCAAGGGAGAGCUCUUCCGCGGAAGUUACAACUUCCGCCUCGGCUUCAGCACUUUCGCUCCUGAGGAGGCUACCUAUUGGGUCCAAGUCGGCACCUACCAGGCUUUGUUCGCGUGCGGCCAGACCAAGCUCAUCGUCGAGUGAACGAAAAUACCACUUGUCAUUACGACUUUGCUAUUGGGUUAGCAAAUUAUUUAACAGUUUUGCAAAAUACUACCAUCAAUAUUACUAGGGUGGACCUUGCGAAUCAUUAUUACGCCAUAGGUCAUUAGGUCAUUACUGCGUAUUACCCACAUAUAUACGUGAAUAAUGAAAA